Plasmodium gonderi is the source of this 1209-nucleotide messenger RNA. Its product is annotated as S-adenosylmethionine synthetase. Gene Ontology annotation, molecular function: ATP binding; methionine adenosyltransferase activity. The transcript has a single exon. Lineage: Eukaryota; Apicomplexa; Aconoidasida; Haemosporida; Plasmodiidae. Bases 1 to 1209 code for a protein of 402 amino acids. Gene Ontology annotation, cellular component: cytosol. The record is from RefSeq and is a predicted model, not a curated record. Gene Ontology annotation, biological process: S-adenosylmethionine biosynthetic process.
AUGAGUCACCUAAAAAUAAAACGAGGAAAUUUCCUCUUCACAUCCGAAUCAGUGAACGAAGGACAUCCUGACAAAAUAUGCGAUCAAAUUUCAGAUGCCAUUUUGGAUGCAUGUUUAAGGGAAGAUCCAGAAAGUAAAGUAGCAUGUGAAGUAUGCGCGAAGAAGAACUUUAUUUUCAUUUUGGGAGAAAUCACAACUAAGGCAAAAGUUGAUUAUGAUAAAGUUGGAAGAGAUGUUUUAAAACAUAUUGGAUAUGAUGAUGAAAGUAAAGGAUUAGAUUAUAAAACCGCAGAUAUAAAGAUAUACAUUGAUGAACAAUCACCUGAUAUUGCACAAUGUGUUCAUGAAAAUAAGAAACCUGAAUUAAUAGGUGCAGGAGAUCAAGGAAUUAUGUUUGGAUAUGCUACAGAUGAAGCAGAAAAUUAUAUGCCACUAACACAUCAUUAUGCAACUUUGUUAGGAAAAAGAUUAACAGAAGUUAGAAAGUUGGGAAUUCUCCCUUAUCUAGGACCCGAUGGAAAAACACAAAUAACAAUUGAAUAUAAAAAUAAAGGUAGUUUUGGUGGACACAUGGAACCAUUACGUGUACAUACAAUUCUUAUUUCUACACAACAUACAGAAAAUGUAAAAUAUGAACAAUUGAAAUCUGAUUUAAUAGAAAAUGUUGUAAAAUAUGUAAUCCCUGAAAAAUUACUAGAUGAAGACACAGUAUAUUAUUUAAAUCCAUCAGGAAAAUUUGUCCUUGGUGGGCCAGCAGCAGAUGCUGGAUUGACAGGAAGAAAAAUAAUUUGUGAUACGUAUGGAGGAUGGGGUGCACAUGGUGGUGGUGCAUUUUCAGGAAAAGAUGCAUCAAAGGUUGAUCGAUCUGCAGCUUACUACUUACGUUAUAUUGCAAAAUCUUUGGUAGCUAACAAAUUUUGCAGAAGAGUAUUAGUUCAAGCAUCAUAUUCCAUUGGAAUUGCAAAUCCAAUUUCUUUGAAUGUGAAUUCCUAUGGAACUGUAACUACAGGAUAUACUGACUAUGAUUUAGAACAAAUUAUUUUACGCAACUUUGAUUUAAGACCAGGGUUUAUUAUAGAAGAAUUAAAAUUAAAGGAACCUAUUUUUUCAAAGACCUCAGCCUAUGGUCACUUCGGAAGAAAUGAUAGCUCAUUCACUUGGGAGAAGAUAAAGGACCUCACCCAUGAGAAAAAUGUCCUCAAGAAUUGA